CCUAUCGACAGUUUGGAACAACUUUGGAAAACUGAGAUUUAUUACCACGUAAACACUUAUUUUUCACCAAAUGAAACUAUGUAGAGGACUGAAUGUCGGACAGUAUGCAGAAAUCACAUUUGGGAGUAGCUGGGACGGUUUUCGAGUCCAUCGGUUGAAGAAAAGCGAUCAUCAGACGAAGUUUCUGUAGGGGAAAAAAGUUGAGUGCAGCUCGUCUGAGGUUUGUGGGACGGGCCGUCUGGCUGGAUGCGUGUUUUCAGCGGAAAUUCACCAAGGAAACUAACAUAACUAUUUCAUUUGAUGGUGCAGGAUAACAAUGUUUUGCCAGUUUAUCGAAUAACGAAUUACACAAAACACUAUAAGAACUUUCAAAAUUAAAAUCCACAAAAACAAAUUAAACUCCAAAGAAUAUCCGUUCUUUGUAGUCCAUUUAACUCUGGACCAUUUCUCGUUUUGGAAUCAUUCGUUAUCAUUCAUAAUAAACUGGUCAGUUUGUUUUGAUUGGACGCAUCAUCUCUGGAAGGCAACAUGGACGCGCGGCAGGGUCAGUGCGCGCCCCCGGUGGGGCAGCAGAUCGUGCACGUCCGCGGGGACUCCCAGACGGAUCUGGAGGCGCUGUUUAACUCCGUGAUGAACCCUAAAACCUCCGCCCUGCCCCCCUCCUCUCUGCCUAUGAGGAUGAGGAAACUACCAGACUCCUUCUUCAGACAGCCGGAUCCCCGAUCACACUCCAGACAGGCCAGUUCAGAUGGGACCAUCGUUGGGUCUCUGACACCUCAUCAUGUGCGUGCCCACUCCUCUCCCGCCUCGCUCCCCAUCAACGCCCUUUCUGCCCCAGCAACCAGUGUCAUGGCAACACAGCAGCUCCCUGACGACGUGCCCCUCCCUCCGGGCUGGGAGAUGACCAAGACUCCCUCAGGACAGUGCUACUUCCUCAAUCACCUGGACCAGACGACCACAUGGCAUGACCCCCGUCUCUCCCAUCUCCAGACCAACGCAGCGCCCCACCUGCUCUCUGCCCCCCCGCCACACACACACACCCUGGCACACCCUGCACCCAACACACACACACAGAGUAACACCAGCUCCAACACAGGCCCCCUCCCAGAGGGUUGGGAACAGGCAGUGACUCCUGAAGGAGAGGUCUACUACAUCAACCACAUCACCAAGACCACCUCCUGGUUAGACCCACACCUAGUCCAGGGUGCUGUAGCCCAGGUGAAGCCCUCAACCCUGACCUCUGACCCGGUUGGCAUUGCGACAGUGGUAACCAAGCGCAGGCAGCAGCUGCAGGUGGAGAAGGACAGGCUGAGGCGGAAACAACAGGACCUGGCCCGUCCAAUCAGAGUACAGGAUGUGGCGGUGAGGAGUGGACUGGAGCAUGAUGGGAAAAUGAGGAACAACCAUGUAGACCCCACCCUCAACGGGGCCCGUAACCAGAGUACUGACAGUGGUCUGAGUGUCAGCAGCUUCACACGGACUCCUGACGACCUGCUGAACACUGUGGAACUCAUGGAUACAGGUAACACACACCUUGUCUGUAGGCUCGGUGACGGAUGUGAUGUGGCCACCUGCUUCGUAUUUGUCAAGCUGAGCCGUCGCAGCUGCUUCCAUGGCCACUGGUACAUUGCGGGGUGCACACUGGACAGGCUGGAUUGCUGCGUCCAACUCAAAGUGGACUUCGCCGGGAACUGA
This is a messenger RNA of Salvelinus namaycush (lake trout), 1695 nucleotides long. RefSeq names its product transcriptional coactivator YAP1-like. Gene Ontology annotation, molecular function: transcription coactivator activity; protein binding; transcription corepressor activity. The record is from RefSeq and is a predicted model, not a curated record. Gene Ontology annotation, biological process: positive regulation of transcription by RNA polymerase II; hippo signaling. Bases 529 to 1695 code for a protein of 388 amino acids. Lineage: Eukaryota; Metazoa; Chordata; Actinopteri; Salmoniformes; Salmonidae. Gene Ontology annotation, cellular component: nucleus; cytoplasm. The transcript has 8 exons.